Sus scrofa (pig) is the source of this 5059-nucleotide messenger RNA. NCBI's taxonomy places the organism in Eukaryota, Metazoa, Chordata, Mammalia, Artiodactyla, Suidae. The record is from RefSeq and is a predicted model, not a curated record.
AGAACAGUUCUGGAGUUAUAAGGGUCAGGAGAAAGCGGGGGACCCGUGGCGAGAAGUGGAAUUCUUUUGGGGAGCAGAACUAGGGGAGUCCUGGGGAGCGAAGUGGAAUUCUUGGUGGGUGGGUCGAGGCUCCGGGGGAACAGGAGGAGUUCGGGACGUAAUGCGUGUGUGUAGCGGGGAGGGUGAUUCUUGGUGGGUUCCAAAAGCAGGGAGAAGUUCCAGGGGUCCGGAGAAGGCGAGGGGGAAGGGAAUUGGGGGCGGGGUAUCAGAAGUGUAUUGUGGGCUGAGGCAGGAGAAUUCUGGGGAGGGAAAUUCUAAGGAGGAGAGGAUGGGAGAAAUGGGUGGGUGGCGAUUCUGGAGUAGAUGGGGAGUUCCUUGAAGAGCAGAGGACCUAGUGCAAUUGGAGACCAGGUGUGAAAGGCGGGGGGACUGUGAGAAUCAAGGAUAACUGGAAUAGGAGAAUGAGAGAGUGCUGGGUGGGGAGAGGAUCAGAUGAGGACAUGGUUAGGGCAGAAGAUCUUAGAAAAGCAGAGGAAUCCUGUGCAAACCUAGGUUACUAAGGUUUUCAGAAAACUGAGCCAGGAGGGAACUGGGGGUUCCUAUACAUUUGGCAGAAGACUUGUCCAGGAAGGAUGGGUGAGCUGGCUGGGGGCAGUGAGAAGCAAGAGGGGGGGGUGUUUGUGGGGAGUUGUCAGGAGUUAGGUGCACAGGGCCAUUAAGUAGAGGCAGAAGGAUAUUUUAUAGCCAGUCCCGAACUGUGAGGCCACCAAGAGUGGGGUGGAGGCCCACGGAGCAGAGUCCACUUAGAUUUGCCAGGCUCAAGACAGCAUCCACACCCCAAGCCUGCUGCCACUUCCCUAGAUGCUCAGGGGCUGGGGCUGUCAAGAAUUCUGGCUCUCAUGCCCCAGGGCUCACUUUAUACACCCUAGGGACUCGAAGGCUUUUUUGGCCUUUCAGGGACCAUGCCCCCGGGGGUUGGGGAAGGGAGAGCUUGGCAAACCUUGGGCCCUGAGGAUACGGGAAGCGGGGGAGAUCUGAUGGUGCUCCUGAGAACGGCUUCGGCAGGCGUUCUGUGAGCUAAGCCCUAACUGUCCGGAAGAGUGCAAGCAGAUACCUGUUACCUGAUCAGAAGGAUUGACUCAGCUCACUGGGCUGUGGACAUCCCUGGGCCCCUCCAUCUGGGCCCCUGUGGAUAGGAGGGGCCAGGCGAGCAGGCAGCUGGGCUAUGGUUUGGUGCCUCAGUCUGGCCAUCCUCAGCCUCAUCAUCAGCCAGGGGGCUGACGGUCGAGGGAAGCCUGAGGUGGUGUCAGUGGUGGGCCGGGCCGGGGAGAGUGCGGUGCUGGGCUGUGACCUGCUGCCCCCGGCUGGCCGGCCCCCUCUGCACGUGAUCGAGUGGCUGCGCUUUGGCUUCCUGCUUCCCAUCUUCAUCCAGUUCGGCCUCUACUCUCCUCGCAUUGACCCUGAUUACGUGGGGCGGGUCCGGCUCCAGAAGGGGGCGUCUCUCCAGAUCGAGGGCCUCCGGGCUGAAGACCAGGGCUGGUACGAGUGCCGCGUCCUCUUCCUGGACCAGCACAGCCCCGAGGAGGACUCUGCCAACGGCUCCUGGGUGCAUCUCACGGUCAACUCGCCCCCUCAAUUCCUAGAGACGCCUCCCCAGGUGCUGGAAGUGCGGGAACUGGAGCCUGUGACCUUGCGUUGUGUGGCCCGAGGCAGCCCCCAGCCUCGUGUGACUUGGAAGCUCCGAGGACGGGACCUCGGCCAGGGCCAGAGUCAGGUGCAAGUGCAGAACGGGACACUGCGAAUCUGGCGAGUGGAGCGAGGCAGCUCCGGUGUCUACACCUGCCAAGCCUCCAGCACUGAGGGCAGCGCCAUCCACGCCACCCAGCUGCUGGUGCUAGGACCCCCAGUCAUCGUGGUGCCCCCCAAGAACAGCACGGUCAAUGCCUCCCAGGAUGUUUUGCUGGCCUGCCGGGCCGAGGCGUACCCUGCCAACCUCACCUACAGCUGGUUCCAGGACAGCACCAAUGUCUUCCACAUUAGCCGCCUGCAGCCCCGAGUGCGGAUCCUGGUGGAUGGCAGCUUGCAGCUGCAGGCUGCCCAGCCUGACGACGCUGGCCGCUACACGUGUGUGCCCAGCAAUGGCCUCCCGCGCUCGCCCUCGGCCUCUGCCUACCUCACUGUGCUCUACCCAGCCCAGGUGACCUCGAUGCCUCCUGAGACGCCCCUGCCCGUGGGCAUGCGGGGGGUGAUCCGGUGCCCAGUUCGAGCCAACCCCCCACUGCUCUUUGUCAGCUGGACCAAGGAUGGGCAGGCCUUGCAGCUGGACAAGUUCCCUGGCUGGUCCCAGGGCCCAGAAGGCUCCCUGAUCAUUGCUCUGGGGAACGAGGAUGCGCUGGGAGAAUACUCCUGCACCCCCUACAACAGUCUUGGCACCGCAGGGCCCUCCCCGGUGACCCGUGUGCUGCUCAAGGCUCCCCCAGCUUUUCUAGAACGGCCCAAGGAAGAGUACUUCCAGGAAGUAGGGCGGGAGCUCCUCAUCCCCUGCUCUGCCCGAGGAGACCCUUCUCCUACCAUCUCUUGGGCCAAGGUGGGCCGGGGGCUGCAGGGCCAGGCGCAGAUGGACAGCAACAGUAGCCUCAUCCUGCGACCACUGACCAAGGAGGCCCACGGGCGCUGGGAGUGCACAGCCAGCAAUGGCGUGGCCCGAGUGGCCACCUCCACAAACGUCUACGUGCUGGGCACCAGCCCCCACGUUGUCACCAAUGUGUCCGUGGUGCCUUUGCCCAAGGGUGCCAAUGUCUCCUGGGAGCCUGGCUUUGAUGGGGGCUAUCUGCAGAAGUUCAGUGUCUGGUACACCCCACUGGCAAAGCGUCCUGACCGAGCCCACCACGACUGGGUGUCCCUGGCGGUGCCUGUGGGGGCUGCCCACCUCCUAGUGCCAGGGCUACAGCCCCACACCCAGUACCAGUUCAGUGUCUUAGCUCAGAACAAGCUGGGCAGUGGGCCCUUCAGCGAGAUCGUCUUGUCUGCCCCCGAAGGGCUUCCUACCACACCAGCUGCCCCCAGCCCUCCCCCGACAGAGAUGCCACCUCCCUUGUCCCCUCCGCGGGGUCUGGUGGCAGUGAGGACACCCCGGGGGGUACUCCUGCAUUGGGAUCCCCCGGAACUGCUUCCUAAGAGACUGGAUGGCUAUGUCCUGGAGGGACGGCAAGGCUCCCAAGGCUGGGAGGUGCUGGAUCGGGCUGUGGCAGGCACGGAAAUGCAGCUGCUGGUGCCAGGACUUAUCAAGGAUGUUCUCUACGAGUUCCGCCUAGUGGCCGUCGCCGGGAACUAUGUCAGUGAUCCCAGCAACACGGCUAACGUCUCCACUUCCGGCCUAGAGGUCUACCCCUCGCGCACACAGCUGCCAGGCCUCCUGCCGCAGCCUGUGCUGGCCGGCGUGGUGGGCGGGGUCUGCUUCCUGGGCGUGGCUGUCCUCGUGAGCAUCUUGGCCGCCUGCCUCAUGAACCGGCGCAGGGCUGCGCGACGCCGCCGCAAACGCCUACGCCAAGAUCCACCUCUUAUCUUCUCUUCCACGGGGAAGUCAGCGCCACACUCUGCUCCGGGCUCGGGCAGUCCUGACAGCGUGGCGAAGCUGAAGCUCCAGGGUUCCCCAGUCCCCAGCCUGCGCCAGAGUCUGCUCUGGGGGGAGCCUGCUGGACCCCCCAGCCCCCCUCCGGAUCCUCCACCUAGCCGGGGGCCCUUACCCCUGGAGCCCAUUUGCCGGGGACCGGAUGGGCGCUUUGUGAUGGAACCAAACGUGGGGAGCCCCCAAGAAAGAUUGGGCUCUGAGCAGGCCGAGCCUUGGACCCCAGCCCGGCGCCAGGCUAGGUCCUAUGAUUGCAGCAGCAGCAGCCCCAGCGGGAUGCCACAGCCCCUCUGCAUUGCAGAUAUCAGCCCUGUGGGACCCCCUCCCGCAGCCCCACCCAGUCCCUUGCCAGGGCCAGGACCCCUGCUUCAGUACCUGAGCCUCCCCUUCUUCCGGGAGAUGAAUGUAGAUGGGGACUGGCCCCCCUUGGAGGAACCCAGGCCUAUUCCACCCACAGAUUACAUGGAUACCCGGCCCUGUGCCCCCUCAUCUCUCCUCCGCCCCCUGGACUCCCCUUCUGAGUCCCCCAGGGUUGUGCUUCCUGGGGCCAUGGUUGGGGUCGGGGCUGCCCCAGAGCCCCCAUACACAGCACUGGCUGACUGGACACUGAGGGAACGGCUGCUGCCAAGCCUUCUCCCUGCCGCCCCUCGGGGCAGCCUCACUAGCCAGAGCAGUGGGCGGGGCAGCGCCUCGUUCCUUCGGCCCCCCUCCACGGCCCCCUCUGCAGGAGGCAGCUACCUCAGCCCCGCUUCAGGAGACACCAGCAGCUGGGCCAGUGGCCCUGAGAGGUGGCCCCGAAGGGAGCAUGUGGUGACAGUCAGCAAGAGGAGGAACACAUCUGUGGAUGAGAACUAUGAAUGGGACUCAGAAUUCCCAGGGGACAUGGAACUGCUGGAGACUCUGCACCUGGGCUUGGCUGGCCCUCGAUCCAGACUUGAAGCUGAGCCAGACCUAGGUGUGGGAGCUCUCCAGGAAGGUGCAAAGACUUCAGAGGAGGGCUGCCUCCUAAACACCACCCAUGGGCCUGGCCCUGAGGCCCGCUGUGCUGCUCUUCGGGAGGAAUUCCUGGCCUUCCGCCGCCGCCGAGAUGCUGCCAGGUCCCGGCUACCAGCCUAUCGCCAGCCAAUCUCCCACCCUGAACAGGCCACUCUGCUGUGAAUGCCCCAACGUGAGGCAGGGUGAAGGCACACAGACCCUGCAGAGGAGGCCCCCAGCAAGACCUAGCUCCAGCCUGGGACACUGCCCCUGCCCCUGUGGUGCCCAGGCACACAUCCUGACCAUAGGCUUGGUGUGGGGUGUAUGUGCUGAGCCCCUGGAGCCUGGGGGACUGAAACAGGGAUCUUAGGUCUGUGUGUGUGUGUGUGUGUGUGUGUGUGUUGUUUGUGGUGUGGGUGAGGACUUUUUACAGGUGAAUAAAGUCUGAAAAAUGUU